Molecule: messenger RNA, 5303 nt
Organism: Leucoraja erinaceus (little skate)
Lineage: Eukaryota; Metazoa; Chordata; Chondrichthyes; Rajiformes; Rajidae
Product: synaptosomal-associated protein 25
Exons: 8
Coding region: 244-876 (210 amino acids)
Biological process (GO): exocytosis; synaptic vesicle priming; synaptic vesicle fusion to presynaptic active zone membrane
Cellular component (GO): SNARE complex; plasma membrane
Molecular function (GO): syntaxin-1 binding; SNAP receptor activity; voltage-gated potassium channel activity
Source: RefSeq, a predicted model, not a curated record
AAUGUCAGUGUGAGUGUGAGUGUCACAGCCGCCCAUUCCCCUCGAGUGGAAUAAGACUGUUUAAUGUAGGCAGCAGGGAAUGGUAGAGUCGGGGAGUGUCGCAGGAUAUUAAUUCUCGUCUGCAGCAGCAGCAGCAGCAGCUAUGAGUUUGCAGUAGCCGAGCAAGGCAUAAGUCUACAUCCGGCGGAGCCUGCUGAAGCGCAUCAUCUGUAGUCAAGCGGAGCUCAGAAACAGGGAAGCAUCAUGGAGAAUAAUCUGGAAAACAAUAUGGACCCCAGGUCCGAGCAGGAUGAGAUGCAGCGGUGCGCUGACCAGAUCACAGAUGAGUCCCUGGAGAGUACUCGUCGCAUGCUGCAACUGGUGGAGGAGAGCAAAGAUGCCGGGAUCAGGACUCUGGUCAUGCUGGAUGAGCAGGGAGAGCAAUUGGAGAGGAUUGAAGAGGGCAUGGAUCAGAUCAAUAAGGACAUGAAAGAAGCUGAGAAAAAUCUCUCGGAUCUGGGCAAAUGCUGUGGUCUUUGUUCCUGCCCCUGCAAUAAGUUAAGGAAUUUUGAGGCCGGAGGAGCUUACAAGAAGGUGUGGGGGAACAAUCAGGACGGUGUGGUGGCCAGCCAGCCGGCUCGAGUGAUGGAUGACCGUGAGCAGAUGGCCAUGAGCGGGGGAUAUAUCCGGAGAGUCACAGAUGACGCUCGGGAAAACGAGAUGGAAGAAAACCUGGAUCAGGUGGGCAGCAUCAUCGGCAACCUGCGGCACAUGGCCCUCGACAUGAGUAACGAGAUCGGCUCUCAGAACGCCCAGAUCGACAGGAUUGUGGUCAAGGGUGACAUGAACAAAGCCCGCAUCGAUGAAGCCAACAAGCAUGCCACCAAGAUGCUGUGAGAUGUCCCCAUAUGAGAGUCCUCCUUCCUGCCAGAGACACCCAACCCAGCAUCCAUCGCAGCAUCUCCAAGGUCUAGGUGGGACACGUCCCUGUGCAGUGAAAGGAAAACCACAAGGUUCAACAUCUCUGUACAUUUUAUUUUAUUUCAUCAUUUCUCAGUGUAGCAAAAUGUUCCAGUGUGUAAGGUGUAUAUUUCAAUGCCGAUAAGUGCAACUGCUUGCCCUGAGUGUACGAUUUAGUUUUUAUCUCUGUGCCGGUUGAUUUUUUUAAUGAAUGAAUUAUUCACUGUAACCACCUGAUAACAUGAGCAUGAAUCGAGCUCGAUGUGUGCAGCUGAAUUUCGGUAAACAUACUGCAAAUCCCUUUCCCUUCUUGAAGAUGUCAUCCCCAGCACAGAAAGGGAGUGGCCCCUCGUAAUGGGGUCUGAUACAGAAAUCGCAGAGUCUGAAAAACAGUUUGUAUUGGGGACACAGUCAGUGUGGAACCAUCCCGCAGUUCUGCUUGCCAGAGCUUCGAAGGCGCAUCUGCCGAUCUAUAACCAUAUAACCAUAUAACAAUUACAGCACGGAAACAGGCCAUCUCGGCCCUACAAGUCCGUGCCAAACAAAUUUUUUUCCCCUUAGUCCCACCUGCCUGCACUCAUACCAUAACCCUCCAUUCCCUUCUCAUCCAUAUGCCUAUCCAAUUUAUUUUUAAAUUGGAUAGGCAUAGAUCUCCGAGAUUUUAUUCUGCCUCUCAGUGGCUGCGAUUUUGCUCGUAUUAUUUCUCCGAUGUCUUUUUUAUGGCCGCUAUAAGCCACUUGUUAAUCCUGCCAGGCCAAACGCAGGAUUCCCGUUUAAUGCUGGGGGGAAAUGGGAAUAGUUGCUGGCAUCAGAUGGGGUGUUGACAAGAACUGAGCUGGACUUGCUCACUUCAAAGAGGGGGCCUUCAGCUGGAGACCACAACAAGACGUGAGAUUGAAAUUGACGUGCAGGAAGGAAAACAUACAUAACCCUGGUUCCCCAUCAGACCACUUGGUUGAGAAAGGCCUUCCAUCAAUUGCCACCAAUAACUCAAAAACAAAAUAAAAUUAAACUCACAAUUUUGGGUACUAACCUUAUUUCAGAAACAAUAUUAACAUGAACCAUUGGCCUGUUUCCCCCUUCGAGAUGAGAAGUUUUGGAUAAUAAUAAUAAUAAUAAUAAUAAUUUUAUUUAUAGAACACUUUAAAAACAAACAUAGCUGCAACAAAGUGCUGUACAUCACUAAUCAUUGACAAAAAAAGUUAAUACACACCAAAAAUAACAAUCAAAAGAAAUAGUAGGAAAAGACAUGUAAAAUAAAGAAACAUCAAAAACACCACAAACAGAAGCAAAGCAUGGUCAAAAGCCAGGGAGUACAAAUGUGUUUUAACACUGGAUUUGAAGAUGGACAGUGAGGGGGCCUGUCUGAUAUGCAACGGCAACAUCAGAAGUUUUCGCUGCCCAUGAAAAGCAACCAGUCGCAAAAUGGUUGAUGUUUGUGGUUUGUCGUUCCAACCCUGGCUUAAUUACAUUUUUGUUAUUAAACCUCGAGGGCAGUCACGGUGGCACAGCGGUAGAGUUGCUGCCUUACAGCAAAAUGCUACGCCGGAGGCCCGGGUUCGAUCCCGACUACGGGCGCCGUCUGUAUGGAGUUUGUACGUUCUCCCCGUGACCUGCGUGGGUUUUCUCCGAGAUCUUCGGUUUCCUCCCACACUCCAAAGACAUACAGGUUUGUAGGUGAAUUGGCUUGGUUAAUUAAAAAAAAGAAAAAAUAGUCCAAGUUGGCGAUAUGCCGAGUAUUGCCGUGCCGACUACAAAAAACAAAAAAACAAAAAAUUCAGACGGUUCAAAUCUGACAUUUCAAACUACAAAAUGACAUCUCAAACCUGAAGCUUUUCGGACAAAAUCCAUAACUCGUUUUAGAAACAUAGAAUCAUAGAAAAUAGGAGCAGGAGGAGGCCCUUCGGCCCUUCGAGCCAGCACCGCUUCUUUGUGAUCAUGGCUGAUCGUCCCCUAUCAAUAACCCGUGCCUGCCUUCUCCCCAUAUCCCUUGACUCCACUAGCCCCAAGAGCUCUAUCUAACUCUCUCUUAAGCUACUUUUACCUCCAGAAACAAUGCCACUGUAAUUUUCUUAUUACAUUUAAUUUCAAAUCCUGAGACUUUGUCGGUCUGUAACUCCCUAUCGUUAAACCUGGUUAGAUCCAAGCAAUGUGAUGGAGAGCCUUUUUCCCAUCGCCCUACACUGGGUCUUUGGCGAUAGACCCUGUAUCCCACACAUUUUCCAAGGACUUAUCCAAGAAAAUUUCCCUCCAGACAAUCACGACUAAAAUCUGCUUUCACCACUCCCCAAAGGCAGCACGUUCUAGAUCCGAUACAUCUGUGAAAAUAAAAAUUCUCCCCAACUGACUCAUUUUCUCAUUCAUCCGAUCAUCUUGUAGGUAGAUACCAUUUCUCUCUGUCUCUCCUGUUGCUGCUGAGUCUGACUCCUGUAUCCUUUCAGUGUUCUAAGUGUUAAACCGAGGCUUGUGCUAUGAUAUAGAUUCACCGUUCCCAUAACCAGACUGACUGUUCCAACUUUAAUCUAAUUCCCACACUCUUGCUAAACAUCCUUAUUGAUCCCGUCUGAAGAAGGGUCUCGACCCGAAACGUCACCCAUUCCUUCUCUCCAGAUGUUGCUGCCUGCCCCACUGAGUUACUCCAGAAAUGGUUCUCUUCUCAUUAGUCGUCUUCUUGCCGAUCAAUAUUUCCUCCUGCGGCUAUGAACACUCAUUAAAGGCUCCACCGUUCGAAGUUGCUUUGGUCCUUGAAACCAAUAAAAGAUUAACAAAAGCAUCAGAUAAUCUCUGACCUCUCCGCCUCCAGUGGACCAGGGGAGUCAAGAGUCAAGAGUAUUUAAUUGUCAUAUGUAAAGAAACGGAACAGUAGAAUUCUUACUUGAAGCAGCACAACAGGUUUGUAGACACAGUAGUCAUAGGCCAUACAAUCAAGAAAAGGUUCAAUAAAUAUAUUUUAAAAACAAGAUUAAUGCAAAUUAAAAACCCGAAACACAGCCAAGACGUUCGUAGUUCUUAGUUUAGUUGGUGUUUGAAAAGUUCACAAAACUAAGGGUUGUUGGGAAGAAACUUGGAGGAUUUGGGGAGAGAGGAAUGUAGGAGUGGUUCCAGAGAGGAUGUAGGAGUGGUUCCAGAGCUGGUUGCAGCUUCUUAAAGGGCCUGUCCCACUUACGCGACCUUUACAGGCGACUGCUGGCACCCGUGAUAGGUCGCCAACAUUUUCAACAUGUUGAAAAUUCAGCGGCGACCCAAAAGACUCUUUGGAGACCUUUCACAACCAUAGGAGACCUCUCACGACCGUACAGGCGACAUGUCGCGGCUGACCUCAGGACCAUACAGCCUGUGAGAGGCCUCCGAGGCUGAAAAGAUUUUAAUCGUGGCAAAAGGUUGCAAUAACACAUGGGGACUGGGAGAGCCUAGAAUCGAUGGCUGUACUCACACUCUGCAUGGAGUAGCUGCUUUCUAUUGAAGGGUCUCGACCCGAAAGCUGAAGGACAUGGCUGGGGUCCCACAAAAGGACACAAAGUGAGGCAGCAUCUAUGGAGCGAAGGAAAUAGGCAACGUUUCGGGACGAAACGUUGCCUAUUUCCUUCGCUCCAUAGAUGCUGCCGCACCCGCUGAGUUUCUCCAGCAUUGUUGUCGACCUUCGAUUUUCCAGCAUCUGCAGUUCCUCCUUAAACAUCUUUUGAUUCAGCGGCAGGGAGAGGCUGCUUCUUUGAGUGCUUGUUGGGAGGUUGUUGGGCUCGUUGUUGCUGUGGUCUCUGCGGGGACGGAAGUCCGCUCUGUGAACCCAUCAGGUGCUGAGCCCCGGCCCACUCACACAGGACCCCCCCAACCCAGCUCAGCCCGAGACCUGCAUGCGACCGGUGUGAAUGUGUAACUGGCUUUACUUAUUCCUCCCCCCCUCCCCCAUACUGUCGCCAUUGACGUUGUGCUGAGCAGACGGCUUGUUGUCAUUCCCCCCCCUCCCCUCAGCCCAAGUUUGGGGGUCCGCUCUUCCUCCCCCCCGCCAGCGGAGACCGUGCAUUUGUAGACGGUGCAUGUCGGUGUUUGCCCCUCUCUGCUGCCCGCAAACCCAGACCCACCUCCUCCACUGCCUGCCCUCACUCAGUUGUGACCUGUAGCCCUGAUGAGUUAAACUGAGCCCUUGAAGCUAACCUAGCUUGCUCAUAGAAUCCAUCCCCACACCCCCAAUAAUUAUCUCCCCGUUUUGUUUCCAAUAGUUGGUUAUCAUUUCCCCGACCACCUGUUGUGGCGAACUCUCUCCUGUUUGAUGGGCCCCUGAAUGAUGGACUAACUCUCUCCUGUUUGAUGGGCCCCUGAAUGAUGGACUAACUCUCUCCUGUUUGAUGGGCCCCUGAAUGACGGAC